AUGGCCGCUAAUUUCGAUUCCUCGUUAAAUUUUGCACAGGGACAAAGAUUUGCCAGCGGCGCAAUGUUCAGAGAGGCUUUAUGCAAAGGGCCAUCCAUUCCCGGCAGUUUAUCGAUACACACAGACCACUGUUUCAGGCAUCCAUCAAUUGUGCUUUCUCAUGUGGCAUUCCGAGCAGCAGCCAUUUUUUUCUACGUAUUUGCGUAUUUUUUCACAGACUCCUUCAUCGUGCAGUUUUUAAUCAUUCUCACGCUGCUUUCAAUUGAUUUUUGGACCGUGAAAAAUAUAACAGGCCGCCUUCUUGUCGGACUCCGGUGGUGGAAUUUUGUAGAUGCCGAAGGAAAUAAUCACUGGCGAUACGAAUCAGCUAAGCAGGACAUGUCGCGUUUUGAUCCACUCGAACGACGAGUUUUCUGGGGCGCAUUGGUCGCAGCCCCGGCAAUGUGGGCAGUUUUGGUGUGUGUUGCGUUUGUGACGCUGAAAUGGGAAUGGAUGGUGAUUGCUUUAAUGGGCCUAGCGAUGAAUGGAGCUAACUUGUAUGGUUAUGUACGCUGCAAAUGGGGCAGUACCAAUGAAUUCACGAAUUAUUUGUCCAAAAUGGCAUUCCUUUCGGUUGGUCCAUCUCUUCAAUGA
Gongylonema pulchrum is the source of this 633-nucleotide messenger RNA. NCBI's taxonomy places the organism in Eukaryota, Metazoa, Nematoda, Chromadorea, Rhabditida, Gongylonematidae. The record is from the annotation of a GenBank genome assembly.